This is a messenger RNA of Sebastes umbrosus (honeycomb rockfish), 7521 nucleotides long. RefSeq names its product nucleoporin 98 and 96 precursor (gene nup98). Gene Ontology annotation, biological process: RNA export from nucleus; protein import into nucleus; post-transcriptional tethering of RNA polymerase II gene DNA at nuclear periphery. Lineage: Eukaryota; Metazoa; Chordata; Actinopteri; Perciformes; Sebastidae. Gene Ontology annotation, cellular component: nuclear pore; nuclear pore cytoplasmic filaments. Gene Ontology annotation, molecular function: structural constituent of nuclear pore. The record is from RefSeq and is a predicted model, not a curated record.
AUGAAAGUGCGUCAUGACGUCGGCGGGUCGUUAGUUUUCCCUCCUCGUUGAUGAAGCUAUGCUGCUAGCUUGAUGUUGAUGUUCAGCUGAAGAUUCUCUCAUCCUUCAGACUCCGCAGCGUCUUCAUUACUACUGAGGGAGGAAGAACCAACACCUAGAACACAGUUGUUAAAGAAGACCUAUGCGGUCCUGCUAGCAGGGCAAGAUGUUCAACAAGUCAUUUGGUACUCCCUUCGGUGGAGGGACGGGAGGGUUUGGCACCGCAUCGACCUUUGGACAGCAAAACACCGGUUUCGGGACAGCGGGAGGCUUCGGGACGUCUGGGUUCGGGGCUGCCCCAAACACCGGAGGACUGUUUGGUCCCACACAGACUAAACCAGGUGGUCUGUUCGGGUCCAGCACCUUCAACCAGCCGGCACCUUCCUCCACCAGCACUGGCUUCGGUUUUGGUGCAGCGACUGGCACUUCGACCGGCCUGUUUGGCAACACCGGAACAGGCGCCAGCGGCGGACUCUUCUCCCAGCCGAACAAUGCUUUCGGUGCCCAGAAACCCACCUCGUUUGGAAGCUUUGGGACGAGCACCAGCAGUGGCGGGCUGUUCGGGUCGACCAACACCGCCUCCAACCCUUUCGGCGGAGGCGGUGUUGCCUCCCUGUUUGGAGGCUCGGGGUUCACCGCCCCACAGCAGCAGCCAGGAACGACCGUAAAAUUCAAUCCUCCGACAGGAAAUGACACAAUGGUGAAAGCAGGCGUGACCACCAGCAUCAACACCAAGCACCAGUGCAUCACGGCCAUGAAGGAGUACGAGAACAAAUCCCUGGAGGAGUUGAGGCUGGAGGACUACCAGGCGGGCAGGAAGGGACCGACCAACCCGAUGGCUGCUGCGACGGGCGGCCUGUUUGGUACAGCCGCGGCGACGUCCAGCGCCGCCACCGGCCUGUUCGGCUCCGCCGCCCCCAACAGCAACUUCUCCUUUGGACAGAACAAGAGCACCUUCGGAGCAGCACCAGCUGCUGGCAGUUUCGGUGCGACCGCAGGCGGUCUGUUCGGUCCGCAGGCCACGCAACAGGCCAGCAGCCUCUUCAAGCCGUUCGGUGGUCAGGCCACCACCACACAGAGCACUGGCUUCUCCUUCGGCAACACCAACACGAUGGGACAGGCCAACACCGCCAGCAUAGGUUUGUUUGGGAACACGGCGGCGCCUCAGACGGGCGGGCUGUUCGGCACGGCUCAGACGAGCGCCGCCACCGGCUUUGGGGCGAGCACCGGGCUGUUCGGCCAACCCAACACUGGAUUUGGAAACGUCGGCACACAGCAGAGUUUAUUCGGUAAUAAGACCGCCGGGUUCGGCACCACCACCACCAGCGCCCCAUCCUUUGGCACCGGCACCGGGCUGUUCGGCAACAAGCCCGCCCUCACGCUGGGGACCGGAACCAACACCUCCACCUUCGGUUUCGGUGCAAACCCUGCUGCAGGGAGUCUGUUUGGGAACAAGCCGGCCACUGGAGGACUGGGGACUGCUCUGGGAACCACCUUCGGAGCAGCAGUCGGUGCAGGACAGGCGUCUCUGUUUGGGAAUAACCAGGGCAAACUGGGCACCACACUGGGAACGAUGUCAUCGUUUGGAGCGUCCCCAUUCAACAGCGGAGCCGGCACCAUGGGCUUCGGAGCGCCACAGCCCGUCGCUCUCACAGAUCCGAACGGGGCGGCCGCCCAGCAGGCCAUGCUGCAGCAGCAGCUCAGCGUUCUGGCGUACUCGCCGUACGGAGACUCGCCGCUGUUCAGAAACCCGCUGUCGGACCCCAAGAAGAAAGAGGAGCGCCUCAAGCCGACCAAUCCGACUGCCCAGAAGGCUCUGACCACGCCCACCCACUACAAGCUGACCCCUCGCCCUGCGACCAGAGUCCGCCCCAAAGCGCUGACGUCGUCGGGGGCCUCCAAGUCGCAGCUCUUCGACGGCCUGGACGACGACGAGCCCUCGCUCACCAACGGAGCCUUCAUACCCAGGAAGAGCAUCAAGAAACUGGUGCUGAAGAACCUGAACAGCAGUCAAUACAGCAGUCCAGUCAGCAAGGAGACCGACGACCUCGCUUCACCUCCAGAGUACCCACAGAACGGACACAGUCAUAUGGAGGAGGAGGAGGAGGUGCCGGGUCCCAGCAGCCGGCCAGACGACGACCUGGAGGUCACCCAGUUCUACGUCAAUCCCAUCGCCAAGCCCAUCCCGCAGGGCCGCAUCCAGACCAGCCUGCAGGACACCAUCAGCGACCUCAACAUGCACAAACCGGCCAGGAACGGCGGACUGGAGCUGAGCAGCGAGGACGUGUCGGCGUCUCUGGGGGACGAGUCUCUGCAGGAGGACCGAGAGGAGGAGCAGCAGGAGUCCCAGCAGUCUCCUCACCCAGCAGGCGUUGUUCUGAACCGUGUUGGUUAUUACACCAUCCCCUCCAUGGAGGAUCUGGCUGAGAUGGUGGACGACAACGGGGAGUGUGUGGUGGACAAUUUCACCGUUGGCAGGAAAGGCUACGGCUCCAUCUUCUUCCCCGGCGAGGUAAACGUGACGGGACUGAACCUCGACGAGAUCGUCCACUUCAGACGCAAAGAGGUCAUCGUGUACCCGGACGACAAAAACAAGCCACCGGAGGGGGAGGGGCUAAACAGGCGAGCGGAGGUGACUCUGGACGGCGUCUGGCCGAACGACAAGACGUCCUGCACUCAGAUCAGGAGCCCCGAGCGCCUGACUGAGAUGAACUACGAGGGUCGGCUGGAGAAAGCCUCUCGCAAACAGGGAGCCCGUUUCCUGGAGUACAGAACCGAGACCGGAUCCUGGGUGUUCGAGGUGGCCCAUUUCUCCAAAUAUGGCCUCCAGGACUCCGACGAGGAGGAGGACGUCCCGCCCAAAGCCGACCCUAAGAAGCUGAAGACGAUGAUGUCACUUCCUCCCUCCAGGCUGCAGCAGCAGCUUCCCCCGUCCCAGCAGCAGGUGGCGCCACAGGCUCAGUCCACCGCCGUCGUGGAUCUUCCGGGCGGCGUUGCGGAGUUGGACAGCGACAUGGCCGACAUCACCCAGAGCUUCCCGACAGAGAGCAUGCUGGGAGCAGAGGAAGACGGCGACCUGCUGUCGUCGGGGGAGAUGGACGCGACGGCGGGCGGGAAGCUGAUCUCCGCGGAGCACGACGGCGUCUCUGCGUCAGGCCACAUGGCGUCCUCGCUGGGGAUCAACCCGCACACCCUCCAGAUCAUGAAGGCGUCUCUGUUCGCUGAGGAUGAGGAGGAGAGCGACAUGUUUCAGGAUCAGGGAGCGAUGAAGGUCUCCACUGACGUCUCGUCGCCUCGCCUCGUCCUACCGGGAGCUCAGAGCCGACCCUCCGUGGGCGGUCUCCUUCAGGCUCGUUUUACCUCCGGCCUCUUCUCUCAGCUGUCAGACUCUUCUCGUCCUCCUCUUCUUCUUCCUCCUCUGUCCCGGGGGUCUCCGGGAGCUGUCGAACCCCCCCGCUCCUCACACUGGGCGGGGCCGGGCCCCUCGUCCUUCCUGCUGCCCCCCCGGACUCCAGAGCCUUCGGUCAGGACGGUUGGCGUCCGGCGGCUGGGCGGGCCCGUACCUCUCAAGGAGUCGGUCACUCAGGGGAAGGGGAGUUUGUUGAUGGACGCCGGGCUGUUUGCGGGGCGCUCCUUCCGGGUCGGUUGGGGUCCCGGCUGGACGCUGGCACACUGCGGCCACCGGCUGAGCUCGCCGCCGGCCAAACGACUCGACCACCGCGAACUGACCAAAACUGACUUCAGCUUCCUGCCAAAACCCGCCAGGAGCAAACCGCUGACCGAGAGCCCCUAUAAGGUGGUGUUGGAGCAGCUGGUGGGUCUGGAGCCGCCGGCGCUGAAGACCAGCGAAGAGGAGGAGGAUGAGGAGAGCCAGGCGGUGCUGCAGCGCCCUCUGGACAUCUGUCUGAAGCACAGCACCGUCGACACCACGGACGCCUCCGCCUGCCCUCUGGUGCGACCGCAGCCCGGCGUGGCGGCGCUGCACGAGUACGCUGAGUGGAUCACCGAACUGAACGACAGGCAGGGAGACGCAGACCCCGUCCUGGGUUACUGGGCCGAGGUCUGGACCCUGUGCGAGGCCCUGUGGGGCCGGCUGGGCCCCGUCGAUCAGGAGCCAGAAGACGUCGAGGCGUCGUCGCCCAGCGAGUACGAGCAGCAGCUGGAGAGGAGGCGGACCUUCUCGGCCUGGCUGUCCCGCGGAGCCGCCUGCAGGGUGGAGGAGGAGGUGGCGCUGGCGGGGAAGGGUCGCCACAUGGAGGCCAUCUUCAGCUACCUGACGGGCAACCGCACCAGCGAGGCGUGUCGACUGGCGCAGAAGGAAGGAGACCACCGUCUGUCCCUGCUGCUGUCUCAGGCCAUGGGCUCUCAGUACUGCCGGGACCUGCUGGCCCUUCAGCUCGUCGACUGGAACCGCAUGCAGACCGACAGCUACCUGCCCGAGGAACGGCUGCGCAUCUUCACGCUGCUCGCCGGGAAACCUGUGUGGCAGUUGUCCGACUCCUCGGUGAACGUGUGCUCUCAGCUGGACUGGAAACGCUGCGUCGCCGUCCACCUCUGGUUCAUGUUGCCUCCGACCGCCUCCGUGGCCGACGCCCUCGCCAGAUACGAAGCCGCCUUUCAGGGCUCAUGUGAGGGGGGGAAGUACGCCUGCGCCCCCCUGCCUCCGUACCUGGAGGCGGAGCAGCGGGACGUGGAGGAUAUGGAGGAGGAGGAGGAGGAGUCUAAACAGCCGCUGCACGACCUCUGCUUCCACCUGCUCAAACUCUACAGUGACAGACACUACAGCCUGCAGCAGCUGCUGGACCCUCUGACGGUCACCUGGGAGCGUCUGGACUACCGUCUGAGCUGGCACCUGUGGGGCGUCCUGCAGGCGCUGCACUACAGCCACCUGAGCGCCUCGCGGCAGGGACUCCUCCACGCCAGCUACGCCGCUCAGCUGGAGAGCGCCGGCCUCUGGCACAUGGCCGUCUUCAUCCUGCUGCACAUCCCCGACCACACUCAGCGGGAGCGAGCGGUGAGGGAGAUGCUGACCCUCCACUGCCCCCUGCAGGAGACGGACCAGUCGGUCCAGAGGGAGCGCUUCCUGACCGAGAGGCUGCUGAUCCCGGAGCAGUGGAUCCACGACGCCAAGGCCACCCGAGCCCGCCGCGACGCCGACCGCCACCAGGAGGCCCUGCACCUGUACCGGGCCGGGUACUGGAGCCAGUGUCACCGGCUGCUCAUCCAGCACCUGGCCUCAGACUGCAUCAUCAACGACAACCACGACUACCUGCUGGAGUUCCUGGAGGGGCUGGCGGUCCCUGAACACAGCGCCACCAUCCAGGACUGGGACGCGGCAGGGAGGGUUUACCUGGACUACAUCCGGGUCAUAAAGACGCUGCAGGACAUCCAGCAGAUGGAGAACGCCGGUUACGAGUUGGAGCGUCUCUACACCGACGUGACGUCUCUGUGCAGCAGAAUCGAGCUCCUGCCCUGCAGCGCCGCCAGAGACCGCCUCGCCCAAUCAGAAAUGGCGAAGCGUGUGGCCAACAUCCUGCGGGUGGUGCUGAGCCUGCAGCAGGGCGACGCCGCCUCCGACUCCCUCGGCAUCCUGCUCAGCCAGCUGGCGCCGCACAUCACCCGCCUGCCGAUGCCGGAGGACUACACGCUGGAGGAGCUGCGAGGCCUCACGCAGUCGUACCUGCGACAGCUCAUCGUCAGCCAAUGAGAGCAGCGAACAGGAAGACGAUGUUGUUGACAUCAGAUUAAAGUAUAAAGAGGUGUUGCUGCUCGGAACAUCAUGAAAUUGUGAUGCAGAAAGUUUUCCAAAAAAAAAACAAAAGGAGCCGAGGCGAGUUACGGUCGUUUGUUUCCGCGGAGGUUGGAGUUUAUUCUCUUCCGUUUGGACGCCGUCUGUUGGAGAAAACGGACGCGAAGCUCCGAUACGUCAUUCCUCAUCAUCUGUUUGUCGCUUCAGGGGAGAAUUUUAAAAGAUAAACAACAGCAAGUGACACGAAAUUACUCCUAAUUUAAACCAUCAGACCAUCAGAGGUUCUGCACGUUUUAUCCCAUUUAAUUACAAAUCUCAUACUUCAACAUCACAGCGAAACAUUCAGCAAACUAUGUUACCUUCUUUUAGACCAGUGGUUCCCAACAUGGGGUCCAGCCCCUCCUAAAAACGGUCAUAAAACGAUUCCACGGGGUCACAAGCAGAAAUAUUUUUUUCAUCAUGUUUUUAUGUGUUCUGACUUUUCCUCUGGAUCAUUAUACCUCAAAAAAUUAUUUAAUUUAAACAAAGAAAACAUCACUCUUUGGUAGAACUGGUCUCUAGUAGAUUUUCAUACCAUGCUGAAAUAAAUGGGAUGCAGGAAAAAGACCAAAUAGUCACCAAAAUUAAGAAGUACUACAUCAUUUGUAGUAGAACUUGCAAAUGUUAAAAUGACCACUUUUCAGUGAUUUCCAAGUUCUGUUAUUGUUUAUUAUUUUGAAAUUCUCCCCCAAUAAACAGACUUAUUUCCCUCUUUAACAGAGUUUCUUUCUCCCCAUGUUUGAAUAGCGUUUUUUGUAACUGCACUACACUGUGCAUGUGAGCGUGUAAAUGUUCCCUCGUUUGACCUCUGACCCCCAAAGAAAAUUGCCGCGUUAUUGAUUAGCUGACAAAAAAAAAACAUGUUAUAUUUUCAUUCAAAGAUUUGGUUUUAUUAUAUAAGUAAAUAAAAACAGCCGUUAGCUUAGCGUAUAGUGUGACAGUAGCAUCUGUUCAUCUGUCGAUAUGUGAAUAAAGACGAUUAUCUUAAUAUUAAAGGCGAGCGGUGAUGUCGUACAAGCGGGUUCGAUGUGCACAUUUGUUUUGGAGACGACUCAGAGGAAAGCUCAACAUGCAAAGUGUAAAAUGCCGAAUGGUCUAUUUUUGUAGAUUUCUUGUUUUUCCGUUUGGUUUGAAUGUAAAUCAGAAGUGUGUGAUUGUGUGUGUGUGUGUGUGUGUGUGCACGAAACAAACAAACAAGUGUUUAUUUUAUUUUUUUUAUUAGCACUUCAUUACAGUUUGGUUGCCAGAUUUUGUAACGUGAAGAGUUUCCUUCCAAAAACGAGCUGCCAACCAGAGAUUUCACUGCGUGUAAUUAUAUAAAUAUUGUAUAUUUUUGGAAACUCAAACAGGGAAUAUCAGGUCAUUUUUAUUCUCCACCUUUAAUUAUUAAUAAAUUGGAUGCAAAGUGUUUUGGAAAGAAACUCUUCACUUAUUGAUUGAUUGGUCUUUUUUUUUCUUUUUGUUGUAGAUUAACUGUCGGCUUGCCAAGAAUUUGUUUUUCAAAGUAAAAUCAGUUUAGCUGUUUCUCAACAACAGAACGCUCUAUAUGAUGUCUGUUGUUUCUCCUGUGAAACAGUAACUGUGUGUGUGAGUGUUGUUUACAUGGAUGGAUUCUGCUUUGUGCGUGAGUGUGUGUGCAUGUUUCCUGAUGAUUUUGUUGAUAAUAUUUUUUAAUAAAGUCAAGUAGAAAUAAA